UUGGCAAAGUCCAUCUUUCGUUGUGCAGAGAAGAGCUUGUCACAUUGCAGGCAGCAGAGAGAAGGCCGAAUACAGCAUCUGCAUCAUGGCGUCCACUGAAGAAUUUAAUCCAGACCCCAGCCUUCCAAAGCAACUUAUUUACCUCCUGAUGAACAAUUACAGCAUACCAAAGUCCUGCUUUGACAUCCCACCAAGAGCAUCACAGCUACCUUACAUGCUGGACACAGUGCAGCAGUGCAUUAUGGGGAUUCUCACCACCCUUACCAUACUCUCAGUUAUCCUCUAUCUGGAAGAUGCUGUUUAUAUUAUAAAGAAAGUGAGAUGUCCAGUGAAGAAGAACACGAUUCUAUGGAAAAGUGCUGCUCCAACGGUCGUCUCCAUAUUCACUUGUUUGAAUCUGUGGAUUCCUCGUUCAACCAUCUUUGUAGAAAUUGGUAUUGGCACGUAUUUUGCCGUCUGUUUCUACCUUAUCUUGAUGGUACUCAUUGAAGGUUUUGGGGGAAAAGAUGCUCUUGUGAAGAAACUGGAGAGCUCAGAUGUACCCAUCAACACUGGGCCAUGUUGCUGCUGCUGUCCAUGUCUCCCCCCUGUCAAACUGACAAAGAGGAAGGUGAACAUUUUCAUUCUGGGUGUUUUCCAGAUGGCAUUUCUGAAACCAGUCUUUAAUUUCAUUGGCUUGAUUCUCUGGUCUGAUGGAAUAUACAAUACAGAUGAUAUGUCAGGCGGCAGCAUUGCACUUUGGAUGAAUGUGACUAUUGGGUUUUGUACUAUUAUAGCCCUGUGGCCCAUUGGAAUACUUUUCCGUCAGGCCAAAGUUCACUUGACUGAUAAGAACAUGGGAACCAAGUUUGCAAUAUUUCAGUUACUUCUCAUCCUGACUAAUGUACAAGCCUCCAUCUUCAACAUCUUGGCAAGCACUGGCGUGCUUCCCUGUGUCCCUCCAUACGCAUAUAAAUCCAGGGCUCACUUGAUGAACAACCAUCUGCUAAUCAUAGAGACAUUUCUACUGUCUAUUUUGGCCCGAAUUGCUUACAGGAAGAGGGAUGAUGAAGCAGGAUACACAUUUAAGCCACUGGCUGUGUGAUGAAGUGUUAUGGUGGGUUGUAAUUUACUGUACACAGUUUACCUGACAUGGACAAUAACAGAGACUUCAGUUUACAAAAAUGUCCUGAAAACAGUUCAAAGCCAAACUUUCUAUUAAUUAUUUAUGAAUCCAUCCAGUAACUUCCAUAUGUCAAAUGCAUGACUGUGUGUCUCAGACAUUACAGAUUAAACCACAAGAGUGAACUGACCAAAUCCCCAUUAUGCACACUGUUAGUGCAGCUGCCCUAAAGUACAUUAUAUAUUGAGGUAUUUUGUUGGUAGUGCAACAAACAACAUAUUAUCAGUAAAAGUGCACCAGCUGUAGCUACAAUUCAGUGUUACCCAUGCAACGUCUGUCCAUUAAGUGAAUAUAUACACAUUUUUUAUUUAGAAAAUUUACUGUAUUUUUUUACACUAAGCUACACUAUUGCAACAAUAAAAAGUUGCUUGUUUUCCAAACUAAUUAUAUUCAGUAUGUACACAGUGUGUGUAAGAUAUUUUACUAAAUAUAUAUAUAUAUAUAUAUAUAUAUAUAUAUAUAUAUAUAAAUUAGCAAAUGUUGGUACUCCCAAGUUUAUCUGGUGCUGGAGUCACUGUUUGCCCUAUUGUUUACUAUUCAUUAUGGCUACUUUGUUUCACCUAUGAUACUGAUACUAUGUUACUACGUAUUUGUUACAACGUAUGGUGUUUUCAUAUUGAAUUGAAGUUACUGUGCACAGUCUGUCUCCAGAUGAGCCUACAUUUAAUCUCAUGCACAUUUUAUUUCAACAUUUUUUUGUUCUUAGUUGCAUUCUUGGUUUUAUGAGGUUUUGCUGUUUAACUAUUAUAUCACUUUCUUAUCUAAGGGCACUUUUAUAGUCUGUUCACUUGAUGGGCUAGAUUUACUAAGGGGUUGGCACAUGCAAACCACCAUUUCUCAGCAUGUCUGACCUCGAAAUUUAAAGCAGCACUUAUGAAGUGCAAAGUGGAACGUGUUUGUCAUUAAUAUUAGUGCCACUUUAAAUUUCGUAAAUACAGCCCAUUAUCCUUUAAGGCACACUCUUUUGUUAAUUAUAUAAUUCUGUAUAUGAUCAUUGACGGCAAACCUUUCAUUUUAAAUUAAACUGUUCAUUUUAUUAUUCAUCUGUGUUACUGCCAAAAAUAAACACUUUUAACCUUCA
This is a messenger RNA of Pseudophryne corroboree (corroboree frog), 2243 nucleotides long. It is a transcript of the gene SLC51A, whose product is annotated as solute carrier family 51 member A. The record is from RefSeq and is a predicted model, not a curated record. Gene Ontology annotation, cellular component: plasma membrane; endoplasmic reticulum membrane. Gene Ontology annotation, molecular function: transporter activity. The coding region runs from base 86 to 1084 and encodes 332 amino acids. Lineage: Eukaryota; Metazoa; Chordata; Amphibia; Anura; Myobatrachidae. The transcript is spliced from 9 exons. Gene Ontology annotation, biological process: bile acid and bile salt transport.